AUGUUGAAGAAGGUUCAUCUAGAACGCCAGCAGUGGAAAGAAUCCCAAGAUAUAUUUGGAGGAGAAGCCAAAAAGUUUGAAGGAAGACAAGAGCCCGUAGGCAGAAUUCGUACCAGUUUCAUGAAUUCAUCAGAACGGUUUAAGCAAAAAAUUGAACAACUUCCUGUUGCGACAGGAACUACAAAUAAUUAUCAAAAGCAGGCGGUUCAAGGAGUUAUACAUCCUCCGAUAAAAGCGAAAGGACAAAAAAUGAAUGAUGAAGUUUGGGUUGACAAUUUCAAACAAUUGAUGAAUCGUACUUCUUUUAUCUCGACUAACCCGUGUUUUGCUAUGGAUUCGAUGACUAGACCUGAUAGCAAAAUUCAGAUGCUGGAUAUGUAUAGUGAACUUCCAUUUGAUGAUCCAGAUGGGGGAGUUUGGAAGCAAGGUUACGAUAUUACAUACGAUAAAGUUUUAGUAAAAGAUCAAAAACAGCUCGAAGUUAUAGUCGUACCUCAUUCUCAUAAUGAUCCAGGUUGGAUAAAAACUUUUGAAGAAUAUUAUGAGGUCCAUACACAAAACAUAUUAAACAAUAUGCUAACUAGCUUACAAAAGAUGGACGAAAUGCGAUUUGUUUAUGCAGAAAUGAGCUUUUUCGAAAAGUGGUGGGCAGAAAUUGAUGAGAAAAGCCGGGAAAUUGUAAAACAGUUAUUGAAAUCAGGAAAGUUGGAAAUAUUGACUGGCGGCUGGGUAAUGCCUGACGAGGCUAAUUCUCAUUAUUAUGCAGUAAUCAGUCAGUUGAUGGAAGGGCAUGAAUGGAUCCAAAAUCAUAUCGGAAAAGAUUACAAACCAAAAAAUCAUUGGUCCAUUGAUCCAUUUGGUCUAAGUCCAACGAUUCCCUACUUUAUGAAAAUGUCCAAUCUGUCCAAUGGUGUAGUGCAACGAGUACACUAUUCAGUGAAAAAGUAUUUAGCUGAAAAACAGGAAUUGGAAUUUAUGUGGAGGCAGUUAUGGAGUGGUUUCAGCAAUACAACAGAUUUUACAAUGCAUGUGAUGCCGUUUUUCUCAUAUGAUGUACCUCACACAUGCGGUCCUGAUCCAAAAAUAUGUUGUCAGUUUGAUUUUAAACGAACUGCUGAAGGUGGUUUAAGUUGUCCAUGGGGAAUUGCAGCAGUUGAUAUUACUAAUGCAAACAUUAAAAAGAAAGCUGCUGUGUUAUACGAUCAAUAUCGAAAAAAGGCUCAGUUAUUCAAAACAAAUGUUGUUCUAAUACCACUUGGGGAUGAUUUUCGUUAUGAUAGUAAAUUUGAGUGGAAUGCUCAGUAUGAGAAUUACAUUAAAUUAUUCAAGUAUAUGAAUGCUGAGAAGGAAUGGAAUGUGAAUGCUCGUUUCGGAACAUUAAAUGAUUAUUUUCAAUUAGUUCACCAGCGAUUGCACGAAGACAAAACUGAUUUAUCUGUUUUGUCAGGCGAUUUUUUCACUUAUGCCGACCGCAACGAUCAUUAUUGGAGUGGAUAUUACACAAGUCGCCCAUUUUACAAGCGUUUGGAUCGGGUAUUACAGCAUUAUGUUAGGACGGCAGAGAUUUUGUACAGUUUUACAAAAAUAAUACAAUCAGAAAGGAAUAUUCCUUCACGAUUUUUUGGAUUACUAGUAGAAGCGCGACGAUGGAUGAGCUUAUUCCAACAUCACGAUGGCGUUACAGGCACGUCGAAAACUGUUGUCAUGGAUGAUUACGGCAAAAAAAUGUUUACCGCAUUAAAAAAUUCAGAAGAAAUAAUACUAAUGGCAACUGAUAUUUUAUUACGGAAACAAAUAUCACCAAAAUUUUCGAGUGUUCCGAGGUUAUCUAUGGAACAAUAUUUUAAAACAUUCGAUUCGCUUCCAAGCAAACGAACUGUGAAUCAGAAGAGUGAAAUGAUUUUAUUCAAUUCUCUGGAAAAUUCAAGAGUUGAGACGGUUUGUGUACACGUUAAUAAUUUGAAUACAGUUGUUGAAAUAGCAGGGUCAAAUAUACCAGUUUUGCAACAAAUUGGUCCGUUAAUUGAAUUUAUUGACGGUGACUGGGUUAUUGAUACCAGCUUAUAUGAGUUGUGUUUCAUUUCCAUGAUGGAACCAUUAAGCUUCAAAAAAUACGUGCUUAAAGCAGGUACAGCAAUUAGCAAAGCAAUCAUUCGAUUGAAUUUCACUGGAUUGGAGAGCAGACUUACUUAUUCUUUGUAA
Molecule: messenger RNA, 2202 nt
Organism: Thelazia callipaeda (thelaziosis nematode)
Lineage: Eukaryota; Metazoa; Nematoda; Chromadorea; Rhabditida; Thelaziidae
Source: the annotation of a GenBank genome assembly